GGAUAUUCCAAUAUUAUUAGUCGGCCAUUGACGAUAUUGACGAGGACGCGCACAUUUCCUCUAUAGCUCUUUUUCUUCUUCUUCCUCCUCUUCCUCUCUUUCAAUAUUCCACCCGUUUAACCCAGUCAAAUGUCAACCUCUCCCUUAUUAAUCUUCCUAUAUUAAACAUCUCCCCUUUCCAAUCUUCAAUUCCUGCAGCGCAACCCAUUUCCAACCCUAAAACUCUCAGUUUCCCUCUUCUCUCAUUCAAACAAAAUGGGCCAAUAUUCAUCGACCCACUGUGGUGGUGGGCCGAAACUCCGUCACCGUAACCUUCACCCGAGCCCACUUCCCAACCACCACCGUUCCACCUCCGAAUCUGAUUUUUUCUCCCUCAUGAAUUCAGAUGAAGAUGAAUCAAUCCUCCCCUCGGAUUUCGAAAACCCAGAUUACACAUAUGAGCUUCCCGAUGAAUGUUUAGCUUUAAUUUUCCAGUGCCUGAGCUCAGGCGACCGGAAAAAAUGUUCCCUCGUCUGCCGGAGAUGGCUUUUAGUGGAGGGUCAAAGCCGUCACCGCCUUUCCCUCAACGCAAAAGCUGAGUUCCUCCCUCAUAUUCCUACCAUCUUCUCUCGUUUCGAUUCCGUUACGAAACUCGCUCUCCGAUGUGACCGCAAAUCCGUGAGCAUAAAUGAUGAAGCUUUGACCCUUAUCUCCCUCCGUUGCGUUAACCUCACGCGCCUAAAGCUGCGUGGCUGCCGUGAUGUUACCGAUGUGGGUAUGUCUGCUUUUGCAAAGAAUUGUAAGAGUUUGAAGAAAUUCUCAUGUGGGUCUUGCAUGUUUGGAGCCAAAGGUAUGAAUGCUUUGCUUGAUCACUGUUCUACCCUUGAGGAAUUAUCUGUGAAGCGUCUUCGGGGUAUUAAUGAUGGGUUUGCAGCUGACCCAAUUGGGCCUGGAGCUGCUGCUUCAUCGCUUAAAUCUAUAUGUUUGAAAGAGUUGUAUAAUGGGCAGUGCUUUGGGCCAUUAAUUAUUGGGUCGACGAAUUUGAGGACUUUGAAGUUGUUGCGUUGUUUGGGUGAUUGGGAUAGGCUUUUUGAGACAAUUGGGAGUAGGGAAAAUCAUGUUGCUGAGAUUCAUUUGGAGAGGCUUCAAGUUAGUGAUACUGGGCUUAACGCGAUAUCGAAUUGUCCAAAUUUGGAGAUUUUGCAUUUGGUGAAAACGCCCGAAUGCACGGAUGUGGGUGUUGUAGCAGUGGCUAGGAAAUGCAAGUUAUUGAGGAAGUUUCACAUUGAUGGAUGGAGGACAAAUAGGAUAGGAGAUGAGGGUUUGGUUGCAAUUGCUGAGAAUAGUUUGAAUCUCAAAGAAUUGGUGCUUAUUGGUUUGAAUCCUACGUCGGCUAGUUUGUUGGCGAUAGCUUCGAAUUGUCAAAAGUUAGAAAGAUUGGCACUUUGUGGCAGUGACACUAUUGGAGAUCCUGAAGUAUCUUGUAUUGCCACGAAAUGUAUGGCCUUGAAGAAGCUGUGUAUCAAGGGAUGUGAAGUGACGGAUGAAGGGAUCGAGUCUUUCGCUUGGGGGUGUCCGAAUUUGGUGAAAAUUAAGGUUAAGAAGUGCAAGCACGUGACAGGUGAUGUUGCAGAUUGGUUGAGAGCUAGGAGGCGAUCGCUAGCAGUGAAUCUUGAUGUUGGGGAGAUUGAUAUUGAACCUGUGGAUGGUAGUGCAAGUGAUGGUGGAGCACUAGAAGAUGCAGUAGAGUUUCAACCUAUAGCGAAUACACUGCCCAUUAUUGGUGCCACUGAUAUUCCAUCGACAAGCAAUGUAGGUCGAUCAGCAGCAGCUAAGUCAUGGUUCGGGUUUCUUGGAGGAAGAGGCCUAGUGGCAUGCACUCUCCGCAGGUGGUCAAAUGUUAAUGGUGAUUCUAGUGAGAGCUUAUGAAUAUUGUGAACAAAAGUUAAAAAAGAGAAAACAUGCUGCUAUUUAGUUGCUGUAAUUGGUCAUACAAUGAUCUACUCUCAACUUUUCUCAUUCAUUCCUUUUUAAUUUUGUAUUUGCAAUCUUCAAUACAAUGUGCAGAUAUACAUCUCACUUCCCAUUCUGGUGAA
Nicotiana tabacum (common tobacco) is the source of this 2075-nucleotide messenger RNA. RefSeq names its product F-box protein At1g47056. Gene Ontology annotation, cellular component: SCF ubiquitin ligase complex. Gene Ontology annotation, molecular function: protein binding. The record is from RefSeq and is a predicted model, not a curated record. Lineage: Eukaryota; Viridiplantae; Streptophyta; Magnoliopsida; Solanales; Solanaceae. Gene Ontology annotation, biological process: SCF-dependent proteasomal ubiquitin-dependent protein catabolic process.